Messenger RNA from Trachymyrmex cornetzi, 3429 nucleotides. RefSeq lists its product as uncharacterized. Gene Ontology annotation, cellular component: mitochondrial outer membrane. NCBI's taxonomy places the organism in Eukaryota, Metazoa, Arthropoda, Insecta, Hymenoptera, Formicidae. The coding region runs from base 19 to 3354 and encodes 1111 amino acids. Gene Ontology annotation, molecular function: protein binding; transmembrane protein transporter activity. Gene Ontology annotation, biological process: protein import into mitochondrial matrix; protein insertion into mitochondrial inner membrane. The transcript is spliced from 16 exons. The record is from RefSeq and is a predicted model, not a curated record.
GCGCACGUGCUUGUAAAAAUGGCGGACUUUGUGCACGGUGAAACCAACAUGUCCAACAAUACUCAAUUAAGUCCGAAAUCCAUGGGACGUAGGAAGAAAAAGAAGAACAAGAAUAAGAAAUGGAAGAAGGUAUCUAACAAUGCCAAGAUGGAACAUAACAGCCAAGCUAGUACUUCUGGUACUGUAGAAAACAAGGAUGGUGAUGGGCCACCUAAAGUGUCUUCUCUUCUGACUGAUUCCAAGACUCUUUUGCAAAGGGCACAGAAAUAUAAAAACAUAGGAAAUGUAUAUUUCAAAAUGGGACAAUAUGACGAAGCCAUCGCUCAAUAUAAUAAAGCAAUCGACAUUUGUCCAAAGGAGAAACUGAAUGAACUCGCAAUUUUUUAUCAAAAUAUAGCUGCUGCAAAUGAGCAAUUGAAAAAAUACAGUUCUGUAAAGGCAGAUUGUACAAAAGCGUUAGAAUUAAAUUCAAGAUAUACUAAAGCUUUGCUACGUCGAGCACGUGUUUUGGAGCAAACAGGGGACUUGGAAGCCGCUUUCAAAGAUUUGAUUAUCGCGUGUAUUCACGACAAUUUUUCUAAUAAAACUUUCCUUGCAAAGACACAUGAACUCUGCCAUAAGCUUGUGGAACAACAAGCUUGUGAAAAUUUAGCAAACAAAGAGUUUGUAUUGCCAAGUAAAUAUGCCAUCGAAACCUGCAUUGCAUCUUUUCCUAAGGAUCCAGUAUUUUUGAGACUUCAACAUCCAAACAAUUUUCCACAAUUUUUUAAAAAACCGUUAGAAGCGUUAAAAAAUGUAGAAUAUGAUGAUGUAAUACCGCUGUGCACAGAAAUCAUUAAAAGUGCCGAAUUUGAUAAAUUACCUUCGUCUAAACUAGAAGUAUUAUUAUUACGAGCUACAUUUUACGUACUUUCGGGUGACUACAUUUCUGCAAUCCAAGAUUUUGAAAGUAUACUAAAUAGCGAAUACGUAUCCGAUGACAUAAAAAUAUGCACUCUCGUAAGAAGAGCAAAUUUAUACAUGCAACUUGAGAUGUCAGAAGUCGCUUUCAAGGACUUCGAAUUAGCCAUUACUAUAAAUCCAUGUUAUGGCGAUAUCUACUAUCAAAGAGGACAGACAUAUUUACUCAUGGAAAGACUAUGUGAAGCUAAGCGCGAGUUUGAAAAGGCCGUUGAAUGCAAUUCAAACUUCGGAAUGGCAUACUUGCAAACAUGUUACAUGGAUUUUAGAUUUGCGGACGAUAAUAUAGAUUUAGUUAAAGUGGUAGUGAAAAAGUUGGAAAGAGCUUCCAAAAAAUUCCUAAAUCCUCCUGAAAAUAUAUUUUGUUGUCAUCUGUAUGUUAACAUAAUGUCCAAAACAGACCGGCACUACAGCUUCCAUAAAGCUGAUGCUUGUCUUGUUAAAGCAAUGCAGAAAUAUCCGGAGUACGCGUAUAUUUAUGAAACGAGAGCUGUACUGCAAUUUGAGCACGGUAAUGUUAAUAAAGCAAUAGAAUACUUUAACAAAGCGAUAGAAUUGGAUUGCAAAUGCGAAAUAGCAUAUAAAGAAUUAGGAAAACUUGAAGUGCAAAGAGGAAACGUAGAGAAAGCAGUAAGGUUACUUGAUAAGGCUUCAAUAAUCUCUCGUUCAUAUGUGGAACUGUUGCAAAUAUACAUCUUCAGAAAUUUUGCGAAAGUACAAUUUGAUAUAAAGAAUGAAUUAGGAGGCGUUCUUCCAAUCUUUCAGCUGCUUCCUCAUUUGAUCGCCAUGGAAAAAAAUCUGAUGGAACAAUCCGAUUGGCCUAAAAUGAUUUCUCCCGCUGCCGAACUGAAGAUUCCUUUACAAAUGGCGCAGAAAUAUAACAACGUAGGAAAUGUAUAUUUCAGAAUAGGAAAACAGGAUGAAGCUAUAGCUCAGUACAGUAAAGCUAUUGACAUCUGUCCAAAGGAAAAUGUCGAGAAUCUUGCGAUUUUUUAUCAAAACAGAGCUGCUGCGUAUGAGAAAUUGAAAAAAUAUAGUUCUGUGAAAGCAGAUUGCACAAAAGCUUUGGAACUAAAUCCAAAAUAUACGAGAGCUCUGCUACGUCGGGCACGUGUUUUGGAGCAAAUUGAAGACUUUGAUGCCGCUAUGAAGGAUUUGACUAUCGUAUGUAUUCAUGAAGGAUUUUCUAAUCAUGCUUCUCUUGUGAUGGCAGAUAAGGUCUUGAAUAAGCUUGUAAUACAAUACGCUGAAGAAAGUUGGGUGCAUAAAAAGUUAAUUUUACCAAUUAAUCAUGACAUCGAUAUAUAUAUUUCAUCUUUCCCUAAGGAUCCAGUAUUUUGUAGACUUCAGCGUCCAGAAAAUAUUCCAGAAUUUUUCAAGAAACCGUUAAAAGCAUUAAAAGAUAAGGAAUAUGAUGAUAUAAUACCGUUAUGUACGGAAAUCAUUAAAAGUCCGGAAUUUGAUACAUUAUCUUCAACUAAAUUAGAGGUGCUAUUAUUACGAGCUACUUUUUACGUACUUUUGGGAGACUAUAGUGCUGCAAUUCAAGAUUUUGAAAACGUAUUGAACAGUGAAGAUAUGUCCGAUGACUUGAGGAUAAACGCCCUGAUAAAGAGAGCGGAAUUAUACAUGCGACUUAAAGAUUUAGAAAUGUCUUUCAAGGACUUCAAAUUGGCCAUUAGUAUAAAUUCAACAUGUAGCGACAUCUACUAUCAUAGAGGACGGGCACUUGCGUUGAUGGAUAAAAAAAACGAAGCUAAGCUCGAAUUUGAAAAGGCACUUAAAUACAAUCCAAACUUCAGCAACGCGUACAUACAGAAAUGUUACUUGGAUUAUUGUAUUGCGGUAUCAGAUGAUAAUACGAGAUUAGUCAGAGCAGCUAUUAAAACUUUUGAGAGAACCUUUGUAAAGUAUCCAAAUCUUCCUCAACAUACAAUAUGUUGUACAAUGUAUGCUACGAUUUUGACCGAAAUUAAACAAUAUCAAAAGGCUGAUAGUUAUUUGAUUAAGGCAAUGGAGAAAAAUCCCAAGUGCGCAUCUAUCUAUGCAAACAGGAGCUUUCUACACUUACAGAUUGAUAAUGUUGAUAAAGCUAUAGAAUAUAUAAACAAAGCAAUCGAGAUUGAUGAAAAGUUUGGACAGGCAUAUGCAGCAUUAGGAACCAUUGAAAUAAGAAGAGGAAAUAUAGAGAAAGCAAUAAGGUCAUAUGGCAAAGGUGUAACAUACUGUAAAAUGUUCACGGAACAGCUAGAAAUACACAAGUUGAGAGAAGCAGCAAAAAUCGAACUUUAUAUAAAGAAUCAAUUAGGACGUAUUCCUCGCUUACUUCGGGAAUUCACUCGAUUCGUUGAUAUAGAAAUGGCAGUAGAACUUAUGGAUUGUUUAAUCAGUUAAGUUCUUAUAUUAAGAUAUCAAUUUUGAACACGAUAUAUACAAAGGAUGUUCUAAAGAGUGAAGUAUUUAUUAUCG